Xiphias gladius (swordfish) is the source of this 987-nucleotide messenger RNA. Its product is annotated as fatty acid 2-hydroxylase-like. Lineage: Eukaryota; Metazoa; Chordata; Actinopteri; Istiophoriformes; Xiphiidae. The coding region runs from base 1 to 465 and encodes 154 amino acids. Gene Ontology annotation, cellular component: endoplasmic reticulum; membrane. Gene Ontology annotation, biological process: lipid biosynthetic process; fatty acid metabolic process. The record is from RefSeq and is a predicted model, not a curated record. Gene Ontology annotation, molecular function: fatty acid 2-hydroxylase activity; iron ion binding. The transcript is spliced from 5 exons.
AUGGCAUGCCAGUCGGGGUCGUGGGGUGCAAUGAGGGCCCCGCUGCAGCGGCUGAACACUGGCAUAGCAGGAUGCGAACUGGGAGUCAUGGAAGAUGAACACACACACACACUACAUUUUCUCCUGCAUGGACAGCACCACAAGUCUCCGUUUGACGGCUCUCGGCUGGUCUUCCCCCCUGGCCUGGCUUCCUUAGUAGUGGGAAGUUUCUAUGCAAUUCUCCGCAACACGCUCCCAGAGAUCCUUGGGAUAUCUGUGUUUGUCGGAGGACUGUGCGGCUACGUCGUGUACGAUAUGAUCCAUUACUACCUUCACUACGGCUCGCCAAAGAGAGGGUCGUAUAUGUAUAGUCUUAAGGCCUACCAUGUCAAACACCACUUUGAACACCAAAGAGCAGGUUUUGGAAUCACCUCCACGUUCUGGGACCACCCCUUUAACACACUAAUCCCUGAUGAGAAAUUCUAACAUAGAAACGGCUCUCCUGAAGGGCCACAGGGCUUGUCACCACCUUCUUUAGAAAUCAGCCCACGUGCUUUAACAACUGUAACACCAUUAGUUCAGUCUCUGCAGCCAUAAUUUCAACAACCAAGGAGGAAGAUCCACUUCUGAAGACUCCUACAAAUGAAUUGCAACGAAUCGAUCUAUGUACACUAUAACACAUAUCGGCCUCCUUUUUGAUUUCAGCCAUCAGCACAUUAUUUUCUUCUCCUCUGUCAACCGUGUGCGUGUCAACCAUUCUGCACUAUUUCCUAACUACAAUGAUUUCUGCACAGUUGUGAGGCCUUUCUGUGACACUUUUAUAACUAAACCAACAGGAAAAUAUGAACUCUCAAUGCACUGACCUCACCAGCCACGUUGUCACCUGAUCACCAGUCACAACGCUAUAAUAUUCAGCAAAGAUGUGGGCCAUAGAGAGAAAGAGAGAGAGAGAGACACACACACACACACACACACACACACACACACACACACACACACACACACACA